Molecule: messenger RNA, 3990 nt
Organism: Diabrotica virgifera virgifera (western corn rootworm)
Lineage: Eukaryota; Metazoa; Arthropoda; Insecta; Coleoptera; Chrysomelidae
Product: zinc finger protein OZF-like
Exons: 2
Coding region: 331-1848 (505 amino acids)
Biological process (GO): regulation of transcription by RNA polymerase II
Cellular component (GO): nucleus
Molecular function (GO): RNA polymerase II cis-regulatory region sequence-specific DNA binding; DNA-binding transcription factor activity, RNA polymerase II-specific
Source: RefSeq, a predicted model, not a curated record
CGAAACACAAGUACGCAAAUACGGUUGCGUGAAGCGUGGCUCGAAGUCGUGCAAUUUACGAGACUCGCUCGAACUGUAGAUCCUUGUCAACUCCAGCCAGUGGCUCCCAUAGUGGCUCCAAUCUCCACUCCAAAUGAGAAAAAAAAAAAAACAAAACAAAUGAGAAGCGUCAAAUCAAAGAGUGAAAGAGUCAAGUCAAAGCGAUUAAUGCGAACGAACAGAACAGUGAAUGACAGUGAACAGCGAAGCCACGCGAAGCCCUAUUCCAGAAUUCUUUUGGCUUCUUUUUAAAUAUUAAUAUAUUUCCUAAAUAUUAUACCUACCAAUCAAAUGGAAGUAAGUCAAGAAGUUAUGGAGAAUACAUGUAAAUUAGAAAUAGAUAAUAAUGAUGUGAAUGAUCAUGAUGCUCUUCUGCUUACCUUUAAAACUGAAAUUAAAGAGGAACCGGAGAUAGAUACCACUAAUUCUGAUGAUUUCAACUAUAAGAAACAGCUUGUAAAGACAGAAAUAGAAAGCAAUGAAGAUGCAGUUUGUCUCCUCCAAGUAAAAGAAGCACAUGAAAGUUUCAAAUGUGAAGAUGAUACACUAACUGACGAAAAUAACGAAUUAAAAAAUCAUCUUAUAAAUAACCAAUUGAACCAAUGUACAACUGACGUUAGGAAAGUGACUAUUGCCGAAAAAUCUUUUCCGUGUGAAAAGAAAAAUUUUAGAAGAUAUUUGAUUGUUCCCACCGGAGAAAAAGUUUUGAGAUGUGAAAUAUGCACAAAACAGUUUUCACAAAGUUCCUACUUGAAAGUUCACUUGAGAAGACACAGCACUGGUAAAAAACCAUUUGGAUGUGAAAUAUGCAGAAAACAGUUUGUAACACAUAAUGAGUUAAAAUUGCAUAUGAGAAUUCACACUGGUGAAAAACCAUUUGGAUGUGAAAUAUGCACAAAACAGUUUUCAAGAAGUGACUACCUAAAAGAUCAUAUGUUGAGAAGGCACACUGAUGAAAAACCAUUUGGAUGUGAAAUAUGCACAAAACACUUUGUGACACAUAAGGAGUUAAAAUUGCAUAUGAUGGUACAUACUGGUGAAAAACCAUUUAGAUGUGAAAUAUGCACAAAACAGUUUUCACGAAAUUCUGAUUUAAAUAAACAUUUGAAAAUUCACAGUGGGGAAAAACCAUUUGAAUGUGAAAUUUGCACCAAACAGUUUUUGCGAAAUUCUGAUUUAAAAAAACAUUUGAAAAUUCACACUGGAGAAAAACCAGUUAAAUGUGAAGUUUGCACCAAACAGUUUUCAACUAAACAAGUUUUAAAAUGGCAUAUGAGUGUGCAUACUGGUGAAAAACCAUUUGCUUGUGAAAUUUGCACUAAACAGUUUGUAACAAAUCAUGCGUUAAAAGUGCAUAUGGCAGUACAUACUGGUGAGAAACCAUUUGAAUGUGAAAUUUGCACCAAACAGUUUUCAAAGAAACAGGUUUUAAAAUUGCAUAUGAGAGUACAUACUGAUGAAAAACCAUUUGAAUGUGAAAUUUGCACCAAACAGUUUUCAACGAAACAAAUUUUAAAAUUGCAUAUGAGAGUGCAUACUGAUGAAAAACCAUUUGAAUGUGAAAUUUGCACCAAACAGUGUUCAACGAAACAAGUUUUAAAAUGGCAUAUGAGAGUGCAUACUGAUGAAAAACCAUUUGAAUGUGAAAUUUGCUCCAAGAAGUAUUUAUAUAGUUCUGAUUUAAAAAUACAUUUGAGAAUUCAUACUGGUGAAAAACCAUUUAGAUGUGAAAUAUGCACAAAACAGUUUUCAAGAAGUGCUACCUUAAAAAGGCAUAUGGUGGUGCAUACUGAACCAAAAACCAUUUGAUGUGAAAUAUGCACAAAACAGUUUACACGAAGUGCAUACUUAAUAAGACACAUAGUGGUGUAUACUGGUAAAAAACCGUUUUGAAUGUGAAAUAAUUAUACCUAAACCUUCUUCUCCUUUUGGUGCCUAUUCGUUUCGAAUAUUGGCCAUCAUUCUGGCUAUAAUUAUUUUAUUAACUGAUCCUUUAAAUAGAUUAGUUGUUGUGGAGAACCAUUUCUUCGGGUUCUUUAACCAUGAUAUUCUUCUCCCAAUUCCUCGCUUUCCGAAUACUUUGCCUUGAAGGAUUACUUUCAGUUAUCUGUAUUUAGUACCAUUUCUCAUUAUGUGUCCGAGAUAUACUAACUUUCUCCUUUUAAUAGUAUACAUCACCUCUCUUUCUUUCCCCAUUCUUCGUAAUACGGUCUCGUUGGGUAUCUUGUCCGUCCAUGAUACCCUUAGGAUUCGCCUAUAUAGCCACAUCUCGAAGGCUUAAAGUUUUUUCUCCAUCACUUCAGUGAGUGUCCAAGAUUCAACUACGUAGUAUAAUAUUGAUAGGAUAUAACAUCGUAGGAGCCUUACUUUUAUCUCCAGAUUAAGGUUGUGACUUUUAAAGAGUCUGGCCAUGUUAUUGAAUGCACUCCUAGCCUUCUCUAUUCUACAUUUUAUUUCUUGAUCGCUUCCGUUGGUUCAUCUCCAAGAUUUGAUAGAUACCUAAACCAGUUUACACAAAAUGCUCACUUACAAGUUCACAUGACAAGGCAUACUGGAAAAAGACCUUUUGCAUGUAAAAACUGCAUCAGGCUAUUAUCAACAACCACUCUGUUAAAAGAACACGUGAAAAUACACAUAUUACAAGCAACACAUAAUAUGAAAGCUAAUCCCAGACGGAACUGUCUAGUAAAUUUAGUAAUUUUCUUUUGCAAUUUUGUUACAUUUUUACAAACUAGAAUUAGCUGGAAAUUAUUAUAUAACCAAUAGACCAGUAAGGAUCUGCGAAAAAACGUCUAUUUUUGGAUGUGAGAGGUGGCAUUCGGAUUUUUGCAGAUAAAGUUAGGUGACACCUUCAGUAAUAAUAAUUGACUUAUGCUCCUUCUCAAAUAUGCAUGGAACAUUAAUAAAAAAAUUAAAAUAUUUAAAAAGGGCCUAGCCGGAUAAGAUGAUGAAAAGUGCCCCCAACUCGAUUCGAAUUCCAUCAUAUAGGUCACCGUUUAGCAUAUAUAGUGAAACUAACUUUCUGAAAUUUUUAGCCCCCUAGGUGGUCAUGUGACCCACCUAGAGCCUAAUUAGGCUUUUUAUGUUUUUAUUUUUUAUCUCAGCCGCAUCGAGAACUAGCGAAAAACUUUAAAUAAAAAAUUUGUAAGAUUUAAAAGGUUCUGUGCGAAAUUUUUUUUUAAUUUUUGGCGGGAAAUUUAAAUAUUAAAACGAUUUUAAAAUUUUAAAUGAGUAUAAAAAAAUAACUAAGACAUUCGUUUUCACGAAAAAAAUAUAUAACGUGUAUUUUUGCAUAAUGUUUCACCCUGAAUUUUUUCAAAUUUUUAAAAUUGGUGAAACGCACCUUUAAAAAUAAAAAAACGCAUUUUUUCGGUUUUUUUUUCGUUUUUUGAUACAAUUUUAUACAUAUUUUUCAAAAAAGGUAACACCGACACUGGAGUGGGUAAAAAACUGAAAAAUAAUUGGGGUUUGCUUAAUAAAAAUUUUUUGUGACGCCAUCCAUUUUCAAGAUACAGGGCGUUGAAGAAAACAAAAUGUUACACAUUUUUUACGAUUUUGCCGAAACUACUGGCAACAUAAAUUUGCAAUCUAAAUGUUUUUAAAAAAGUUCAAAUUUUUUAAAAUCUUUCUGAACAAAAAGUAGACCACUUAGAAGUUGGCUAAUUUUUUUACAUAUAAAGAGGUGCUCUACCUAUCUAAUACACUUUACAGAAUUAAAAUCGGAUUAUGUAAGGGGCCCCAGCAAUGUUUUAAAUUUAUAAACAAUUUUUUGGCUUAUAAACAAAUAGCUUUGUUUAAAAGGAAACAGUAGCGAUCAACAGGUAGCAAAAACGCCUUCCAAGAUUGCGGCUGUAAUUUUGAAUAUUUUUUCGAGAUAUUUGGCACACAUAUUCGUAAUACAAUAAAGAGUGGCGGUACAGAGCCCAAUUGGAAGAAUAUAUUAAUAUGUGG